This is a messenger RNA of Bemisia tabaci, 3014 nucleotides long. RefSeq lists its product as uncharacterized. The record is from RefSeq and is a predicted model, not a curated record. NCBI's taxonomy places the organism in Eukaryota, Metazoa, Arthropoda, Insecta, Hemiptera, Aleyrodidae.
GGUUGUUUACGUUUACGGUUUUGCAUUUGCAUACAUGACAGAUUCUUUAGAUUCUUCCUGUGUCAUUACUGUAUUCCUUUCAUAAUUAUUCCUACUUUCCGGAUUUUUCUUAAAGUAUAAUUCAUUUCAAGCAUUUAUCUGUGCUUCCAGCCCACAUUUAUAGCAAUACUUCCCGUAGAAUCUCCGAGGUUCUACCGAUUAAGUAAUCAUACGCCGAUCGAUUCCACUAUGUUGCAUGUGCUCUCAGUGUCAAUAUUCUUGCUCUCAUGUUUAACUUAUGUUAGUUCAGAUAGUAGAAAUGGUCUCCAAACGGUGAAUGAUGAUGAGCUGUUAGAUUUAUACCGAUCUGAAAGUUAUGUUGUUGUAUUAUUUGUGAAAAAAAAUUGCGGAUCACCUUGUGAAAAGUACGAAAAUGAGAUCUUAAAAAUUAGAGAGGACUUGGUUGACUCGCUGAAUGCCUGGGUAGUGAAAGUUGAAGAUAGCCAGUUAUUACGAUUGUACUCACCAGAAUCUGAACCACAACUUGUUUUUGUGAGACAUGGCGUCCCAUUACUUUACGAUGAUGAAAUCAUUGAUGAUUUAAUUUUGCACACCUUUACCUAUAAUAAGGAUCCUGCUGUCAAGGAAUUAAAUGAUGAUAACUUUGAACACCUCACUCAAGCAGCAUCAGGGGCCACCACUGGUGACUGGUUUGUCAUGUUUUACUCUACAGAUUGUGUGGAGUGUCAACGUCUGCAGGCUCGUUGGGAAACUGUUGGAGCAAAGUUAAGAACUAAAAUGAAUGUGGCUCGUGUCAACCGUCAAACAACUGGGCGUGUAACUUGUCGGCGUUUUGGAGUUUUUGAGGUUCCGGUGUUCAUCUUUUUCAGGCAUGGAAAAUUGUACAGGUAUAAUUUGUCCAAGUUGGAUGCCAAAUCUUUAGUGCAGUUUGCUUCAGAUUGGUACCGCAAUGUUCGGGCAGAACCUGUCCCUCAUCCAAAGACACCAUUUGAUGACUUUACGCAGAUGAUUGCUGACUACUUGAAAGAGAACCCAUGGACUAUAAAAUUGGUAUCAGCUAUAAUAAGCCUAAUAACACUUGUCAGUGUCUAUUUUCGAUUCAAACCGAAAAAGCAGAAAAAAUCCAAAUCUACUUCCUCCUCGAAGUCAAGCUCUGCAUCCAAGUCGAAAUCCUCCAAAACAUCAGAACAGGCCAAAGAUAAGUGAAGAGAUGCGCAGAGCCUCUGGCCUCAUCCCAUGACUACCAAGUCUUUCAUCAUUUUUAUACCGCAUUUUACUUUGAACUCAAGAAUUCUGUCCAUUUUUUAAAAACAAAUUUCAAUUGGUGUGUUUUUAAGAUGAAAGUUAAAUUAAAUCCUAAUAUGUAGAUAUUUUUAGGUUACCUAAUAGUUAAGUUAAAGACAUGGAAUAAAUGGGCACCCUCAACUUUCACACUUCAUGCAAGCAGAUUGCUGUCAUCUGUGUGAUAGAAUGUAUCUUGUCUGCAUUGUUUCAGUAUCUCUACAAACAUUGAAUUUUUUGAUGCAAGAACCAUCGCAUAAAUCAGUCAAAAAACUUCUGAGUCUUUUGCUCAUAAGGGUACAGAAAAAUCACUGGAAAUUUCAGGCAAAUUCAUGUGACGGUUCUCCAAUGAACAAGUAAAAUGUAAGUAAGGAAUAAUGAAACAGCACAGUCGAGGUAUGUUCCCUCAUGCAGGAAGCAACAAGUUCUUGCAGACAGCUUUAGGGCUACCAAAAAAUAACAAGCUGAAUUUUUAAUUCUUAAAUGAAAGUAAGACAAAAGACUUUCAGGGAAGAGAGCAGGUCUGGGAAUUUCAAAGAGCUACUGGACCACUAUAAACAAUAAUUAGUUCGGUAGAUUGGGAGAAGGAAGAACAUUUCUUCCUGUUUGACAGCGUGUUUAAACUUAUGGAAACAAAGAUUUGUCUCCUCUCAAAGAUAAAAAAUUUGCAAGGCUUCUGAUUCACUAUUAAUUGCCCACUUCACGAGUGUUUGGACCUCGGUUAUCAGUCCGUAGGUGUGGAACUUUUAUUGCAAGUUGACUUGCACCUAAUUGAUUGAAGUAAGAGUCUGUUAUUCGUUCGUUUCUUCAAAAAAUUUGCUGAAAUCAGGAUUCUGAUUUCAAAACUACCAUAUGCCCUUUGAGGUGAGGUUCCUAUGAUUCUUAAAUUCUCAAGUACUCACAAUUAGGGUUGUUCAAACAAAUCCUUAGCGGUUACUGCCUGUGUUGAGAUACCAAUAUACUCUAAUGAGGCUGCUCUUGUCAAAAAUGGGCGACUUUAUCGGAACUCGAUUGGAAGAUUCUAGAAGAUUCUAUUCGAAUCAUUGUUGCCUAGUAUGUCUGUCUUUAGGAUCGCUUGGGCAGUAAAACGGACAUACAUGACAACAGCUCAUUUUGCCAGCUAAAGAAACUCCGGUGGCCAUUGGCAAGGGUCUUCUUAUUGUAGUUACUUCAAUGGAAUUGCUAUGAUAUAGCUUACCAAAAACUGAUAGGAUAGGAUAUCUCUACUCACACUAAGUGAGUCUUGUUUUAUAACCCGGGGGGGUCAAAUACUUGGAUAGAGUUUGUGAUCUUAGAUAGGGACCCUCAAACUCACUCUAUUGUGUUUGACGGUCAAAAAUUAAUUGACCGUAUUUUUUUGGAAUUUCUCUGAUUUUUUCUAUAUCUGAAAAAUGUUUCAUUAUUUUGCAAAGGUUUAAAAUGAAAAAUUGGUUUACUUUUCUUGGUAAUGAUAAAAUUAAGAAAAUUCUUGAGUUGAGUUGAGUUUUAGAACUAAAGAUAAUCGCAACACCCAUCGUGAUCGAAAAGUCAGCUCGUGCAAUCUGAUUUUUUUUUUUUUUCCACUUAUCCAUGCAUUCUGGGAGACAAAAUAUAAAAUGGUGUACAGUCUUAAGUUACUAUCAAUGUAUGUACUUUGUUAAUACGUUUUAUGAAUUUAAAAAACUGUAAUUGUGUUUGUUUUCUACCUGUGUCUUGUUGCAUAAUUUUUUAAGAAUAUAUUUUUUUAUCGAAUA